GUGUUAUAUGCAAAUAAGUGGGAGUCUUGGUAAUGGUUUACUGCUCCGCCAGCUCGUCUGACAGUCAGAUAUUUGCAAAGGGACGAGGUUUUGGCAAUCCAAACAGACAUGAAUCCGGAUUCUGUUGUAAUCGUAUCUGCCGCAAGGACACCGAUUGGGUCCUUCUGUGGGGUGCUGUCCACCGUUCCACUGCAGGACCUGGGGGCGGCUGCGAUCAAGGAGGUCCUGAAGAGGGCGCAGGUCAACCCUGAGGAGGUGUCCCAGGUGAUAAUGGGACAUGUGCUCACUGCAGGCCACGGCCAGAACCCGGCGCGGCAGGCCAGUGUCGGGGCGGGGGUCCCCUACCCGGUCCCGGCGUGGAGCUGCCAGAUGGUGUGCGGGUCGGGGCUGAAGGCCAUCUGUCUUGGUGCGCAGUCCAUCCAGACCGGGGAGUCCACUGUGGUGGUCGCAGGAGGGAUGGAGAGCAUGAGCAGGACCCCCCACACGGUGCAGAUGCGUGCUGGAGUCAAAAUGGGGGACGCCACCCUGCAGGACUCCAUCAUCACUGAAGGGCUGACGGACGCCUUUCACAACUACCACAUGGGAAUAACAGCGGAGAACGUGGCCAAGCAGUGGGGCGUGAGCCGCGAGGCCCAGGACCAGUUCGCCGUCUCGUCCCAGAACAGGACGGAGGCGGCCCAGAAGGCCGGUCACUUCGACCGGGAGAUCGUCCCCGUCACCGUGGCGUCCAGAAAAGGUCCGGUGGAGGUGAAGACGGACGAGUUUCCUCGUCACGGGAGCAACCUGGACGCCAUGGCCAAGCUGAAGCCCUACUUCGUGAAGGACGGCACGGGGACGGUCACCCCCGGCAACGCCUCAGGCAUUAAUGACGGCGCUGCAGCGGUGGUUCUGAUGACCCUGUCGGAGGCGCAGAAGAGGGGACUGGACCCCAUGGCCCGGAUCGUCUCCUGGGCCCAGGCAGGGUUGGACCCGUCCAUCAUGGGGACCGGACCCAUCCCCGCCAUCAGGAAAGCACUGGAGAAAGCAGGUUGGCAGAAGGACCAGGUGGAUCUGUUCGAAAUAAACGAAGCCUUCGCCGCUCAGUCCAUCGCCGUGCUGAAGGAGCUCGGCCUUUGCCAAGACAAGGUGAACAUCAGCGGAGGAGCGAUCUCAUUGGGCCAUCCCCUGGGCAUGUCCGGCUGCCGGAUCCUGGUGACCCUCCUGCACGCUCUCCAGAGGACCGGGGGGAAAAAGGGCGUGGCAGCCCUGUGCAUAGGGGGCGGGAUGGGGAUAGCCAUGUGUGUGGAGAGAGCAUGAGCACCCACCAUUUAAAAGAAGAAAAAAAUAUUUUAACCUGGCAGGGAAUUGUGGGAAAUGGUGGCUGAGUUUCGUGGUUCUUCCCAGAAUGCACUUCUGGACAUUCCUACAUCCUCUCUACUGUAGCGACACUACAUGCUUUUAGGGUUUUUAGAACCGAAGUGGGAGGCAAAAGCUGCCCUGAUUUUAAGUCUUACCUGAAAAUCUGUGCCAAGGGGCUAACGUAAGCCUGUAUCUUCAUGUUUACUGUAGAACGUACUUUCAGAGUAUUUAACUACUAAUAACUGUGAAUUAAUGCCGGUUUUUAAGUGUGCAUGUUUACCGACGGGUUUAACGGUACAAUAAACAGUAUAAAGGAAAA
Messenger RNA from Anguilla rostrata (American eel), 1657 nucleotides. It is a transcript of the gene acat2, whose product is annotated as acetyl-CoA acetyltransferase 2. Lineage: Eukaryota; Metazoa; Chordata; Actinopteri; Anguilliformes; Anguillidae. The transcript has 9 exons. The coding region runs from base 109 to 1296 and encodes 395 amino acids. Gene Ontology annotation, molecular function: acetyl-CoA C-acetyltransferase activity. The record is from RefSeq and is a predicted model, not a curated record. Gene Ontology annotation, cellular component: mitochondrion. Gene Ontology annotation, biological process: fatty acid beta-oxidation.